AAACAAAAGAUUUAUUAAUUAAAGAGAGUAAAAGAGAGAGAGAGAGAGAGAGGGGGGGAGAAGGAAGGAAGGAAGAGAGAAAGGAAGGCAAUGGUCGAUUUUUCUAGAGCUUUUCUUAAAAUGUCAGAAUAAUAACAAUAAAAGGAAAAGAGCUUCCAAUCUUAGCUGUUGUCUUGUCCACUAAUGGCGACGAGCCCAUAAUUCUUUGUCUCCAUCUUCCCAAUCCCCUCCCCAGCGCUUUAAAUUCACCUCUCCUUCAAUCCCUCUUCUCCUCUCUCUCAAAAACUCUCAAAAUUCUCAUAAUUCACAUUCCAUUCUAGAUUUUUAUUUUUAGUUUUAUUUUUCAUGAAGAUCCGUUGCGAUGUUUGUGAUCAAACCGAGGCCUCUGUUUUUUGUUAUGCUGAUGAAGCUGCUCUUUGCCAUGCCUGUGAUCUCCAUGUUCAUCGUGCUAAUAAGCUCGCUGGUAAACACUCCAGAUUCUCUUUACUUCAACCCAUCAAAAAGGAUUCUCCUCCUUGCGAUAUCUGUCAGGAACGGAGAGCGCUUGUAUUCUGUCAACAAGAUAGGGCAAUUCUUUGCAGAGAAUGCGACAUUUCGAUUCACGAAACCAACGAACAUACACAAAAGCACAAUCGCUUUCUUCUAACAGGUGUGAAGCUUUCUUCAACUUGUUUUUCGUAUCAAACAUCUUCAUCCUCCAAUGGCUGUGAUAUCGAUGCCCCCAUGGAUGUUAAAACUGGAAGCUCCAACGCUUCUUGCAGCAAAAGACCUAAAAUGGCGGCAAAAGAUCAACAAAUAUCAACUUCACAUUCCGCUGAAAAAGCUACUCCUCCAUCCACAAGCAAUCAUCUGGUCGAUCAAGACGGUCAAGCAUUAAGCGACGGCGGUUCGUUCUCGACGAGCAGCAUAUCAGAGUAUUUGGAGACAUUACCGGGAUGGUGUGUGGAAGAGUUUCUAGAUCCUUCCGCCGCCGCUGCUGCCGCCGCUGCCGCCAAUCGUUUCUGUAAGCUUUGCAGUACAUUGCCUCAGUAUUAAGAAUUAAUAAUGGAGAAAUUUUGGGAUUUGGGAAUGGAAAUCUGGAAGGGGAAGAGGAAUCAGUAAGAGUAAGGUAGGUGAAGAAGAUGAGUUGGGAAAUUUUAGGUAGAAAAUGUUGGAAUAGAGUUGAAAUCUCCAAGAACAAUUGUAAAGAUGAAAGAAUAGAUGAAAAACAGACACAAACUAACUUUUUCAUUUUCAUUUUUUUUGUUUGUUGUUGAUGAGAUUUGCGUAUUAAUUUUUUACCUCAA
Cucumis melo (muskmelon) is the source of this 1286-nucleotide messenger RNA. Its product is annotated as B-box zinc finger protein 20-like. The record is from RefSeq and is a predicted model, not a curated record. Gene Ontology annotation, molecular function: zinc ion binding. Gene Ontology annotation, cellular component: nucleus. Gene Ontology annotation, biological process: regulation of DNA-templated transcription; photomorphogenesis. The coding region runs from base 346 to 1035 and encodes 229 amino acids. The transcript has 3 exons. Lineage: Eukaryota; Viridiplantae; Streptophyta; Magnoliopsida; Cucurbitales; Cucurbitaceae.